Aspergillus welwitschiae is the source of this 345-nucleotide messenger RNA. RefSeq lists its product as uncharacterized. Bases 122 to 307 code for a protein of 61 amino acids. NCBI's taxonomy places the organism in Eukaryota, Fungi, Ascomycota, Eurotiomycetes, Eurotiales, Aspergillaceae. The record is from RefSeq and is a predicted model, not a curated record. The transcript has a single exon.
CCUAGGUCUGCCUUCAUCUUCUGGCUCUAAAGCAUGGCGCUUGUAAUUUCCGAGCGGGCUACCAAGAAAACAUCCCUGUAGAUUGAACUGAAUACUUACGGCCCGAGCCUUAAAGUGGGCAAUGCCCAUUCCUCACAAUCUGGGCAUUCUUGUUCGUGGCAUGUGGGCUAAUCUUAUAUGUGACUGGCUUUGUGGCUUGUGGUCAUGCUACGUCAUGUAUCGAAUAUAUGUGAAAGGUUUUCAAUGCUUUGGAGACACUGACAGUCGACAGCCGCAAGUACCUUUAUGUCGGCGUUAUACUUUAUGACGAAACUAUGAAGCUUAUCAUGGAAGCUUUUCCUGAAU